CUCCCUCACGGGCCUGGAGCCACACACACCAGCGACACACGGACGAACGAACGAACCAUGGGGGACGACACCGCCGGGGUGCUGGAUGACGACAGCAGCGGCGAGAGCGCAGGAGAACAGCAGUGGGAUGACUCCGACUCCAACAACGAAGAGGACACGUUUUUUCUGGAUCCUGAAGGCCGCGUGCCUUUCGCGGGGAACUUGUCGUUCGACUUCCGCAGCGCCCCCACAGCUUUGGCGGAGGCCCUGUCACCCCCCGAUGUCCUCGCACAAGUCGUAAAGGACUGCCAGACCGUAUUUUCUGCGAGGGCGAAGAAACUGGAGUACAGCACGGGGGAGACCUUCUGGAUAGCGGCCGAUGCAGCCCCGCGCAACAGUCUGGAGAGGCUGGCGCUGGACAUAUUCAAGGCUCACACUGCAGGAGCGAGAUUUAACCAAGAAACAUCGGGCGCCGAGUGGUGGACGCAGGUUAUCGAAGACACGGAUGACAUCGGGUGGCACUGGGACAAGGAUUACGGCAUGGAGGCUCGUGGGAUAAACGUGCACCCGUGUCUGGCAACGGUCACCUACCUUUCAACGAACGGAGGCCCGACAGUAGUCUUGGAGAAGAAGGGGCCAAUGGCUUGCGAAGAUGUGGACGAGGUCUCAGGGGAGGCCGCAAAGGCGUGGGUGAGUCGCCCGGCGCUGGGCAAGCACAUCUGCUUCGACGGCCGCUACCUGCACGCCGCUCCCGCAGACCUAGCGCUGCCACCUCCGACUCCCUGUCUCGACGAAACAGCGCCGCCGUCAGUCGAGGGCAGUACAAGUAGCAGCGGUGGUGGUGGUGGUGCGAGCGAGGGGGGGCUUCGGGGUGGUGAUGGGGGGGGGGGUUCCAAGAAGCGGGACAAGGACGGCAAGUCGAAGGUGGUUCUCCCUGGCAGCUCUAUCCACGGCAAGGGCGGCAGCAGCAACACCACCGCCAGGAGAAGGCGUGUCACUUUCCUGGUGAACGUGUGGCUCAACCAUACACCAAGGACCGCCGCGCCACUCCCGGCGCCGACAGCCGCAGAGCUCGGGCCCUCCAAGCUGGCGCUGAGGCUAUCGCCCGCCGACUUCGUCCCGCCGACUCCUCUCCUCGUAGAUGAAACGGCGGCACCGACCGGCUCUAACGAUGAUGGUGCCAUGCCUGGGCAGGGACGGAGAACGGUGGCGACGAAACAAAGGAGAUUCGGUCCGGCCAAUUCUGAACCUGAACGGCAGGAAGCUAGUGUUGCGACCGGGUCGGUGGCGGCAAGGGAGGGAGAGGAGACCGCGGCGUCGGCGGCGGCGGCUGUGGAUAUGAAGUGGGAGUUUGGAGAGGUCGGGAAUGAGGCAGAGAAGCACCUUCGCCAUGAAGUGCUCGUGCCGGUCCCCAUCGCCUUGCUACAACUUCCGUCCCCUGUCUGCUCGGAAGGUCCCGCCGCUGGUUGUGCUUCAAAGGAUGAAAGGACAGCCGGCAGUGGAGAUGACGAGAGGGUCGGCAGGAGCUUCUGCGUGGCGUACCGAGGAACCAGGCGGCCGCGGAUUUCUCGCGUGGAUCUUGGAGAAGAAGGGUCGGAGGAUUCGGGUAGUACUGGAGAGGAGAGCGAAGAGGAGGAGGAGGAGGAGGAGGAGGAGGAGGAAGAGGAGGAGGAGGAGGAGGAGAAGGUAUGAAAAUCAGGAUGGCGAUGGAGCAAAAGUAGAGGCGUGAUCGCUAUAUAGAGUACGGCACCUUAUGAACUUGUUGGUGGGAAACCGGUAGUAUUACUCGUUCCUUUGGCCACCGCCCCCUGUUGUGCAUUGGGCGAGUCGACCGUUUCGUCUCGUGCACGCUGCUAUUCGUUGCGGACACAACGCGUCGUGUGAUUGCGAGAUGAGAGUACCGUGUUGUUUUUUGGGGGUCCGCCCUCUCCUACACCAAGGUGUGGCGGCUAGUGGCCAUUGCCGGGCCCCAUGGGUAUUCUGCCGCCCGAUUUUCUGUGUAUGCAUAUGGAGGUUGAGACUCGCGCGGAAUCUUCGGGCGAAAGAUUGACCCUACACGUCUCGUAGGAAGCAAGUAGGGAAUUUUGCUGGCAGGGUGUCUUUAUUUCUUCAUAUUGGUUCCGUGUCCAUGUAAUUGCCGACGCUUGCAAGGUGUGCAACAUGCGCCAACAAAUGUCGCCACCCAUGAGAACCUCAUAUUUUACCCGAAGCUUGGUCGUUUAUCAUGUCGUGUGUGGGAGGGACUAGGGUAAAGUAGGGUUCAACUCGUGUUUUCGAAAGGGUGGAACUGUUCGUACGUUCCUGUACUAUGGAGACGUUGAGUGGUGGCCCGGUCGGUGGUACGGUAGUGUGGAUAGCUCGGGGUCCUUCGGUUCACACACAAUACACUUUUGUUUCGUUCACAGAUCUGCGUUUUUGCUGAUUUUCGGUUUGCUUGGUAGUAAAUUUAUCUCAUAUCCUUGUGAACCAACAGGAGUCUAGUCAAUGAUAGCCGAGGGUUUCCAAAAUGUGAAGAGAACACAACAACAGGAACGGGCGACCGCUUGGGUUUCAAUGUUUGUUCGCGUUCCAGACAAAUGUAUCGUGUCACAUGGUGUGGCUCGGAGGGCAUUGACGUUGUACUGGACGUACAUUCGUGCCCGGCUAAUCAUGGCCGGGUCGGUCAUGGCACAGCAAACAAGUGGGCACCUUGGGGUAUGUCUGCAGUCAAAGCGGCGGAUGGAAACGAUAUAUCUACUUACCCUGUAUGUAACGAGCUUGUGUGCAUAGGCCAUACUGUACUAGAGGUGUUGGGUUAUGCAAACAGUGUACCACAGUAUGAGUACGAGCAGUUCCGGUUUUUCUGCCCGCCUACCUCCCUCCGAGAGACGUGCUUUCCAAUUUGGCGUAAAACGUAGGUAGGGACAGUUGGCGCCGUAAAGAGACGCUUAUUUCAGGUCCAGCCUCGAAUUCUUAUUGUGGGCUUUAAACUCAGCGUAUGUCGUUCAGUUUCUUUUUUCAAGUUUCUUAUAUUUUCGUGCAGCCAAAUCCUGCUGAAUUUCUUAAAUCGGCAAUUUCUUAUUUCUCUGCUUGCAUACUACAC
Molecule: messenger RNA, 3061 nt
Organism: Ectocarpus sp. CCAP 1310/34
Lineage: Eukaryota; Phaeophyceae; Ectocarpales; Ectocarpaceae
Source: the annotation of a GenBank genome assembly